Linum tenue is the source of this 984-nucleotide messenger RNA. The record is from the annotation of a GenBank genome assembly. Lineage: Eukaryota; Viridiplantae; Streptophyta; Magnoliopsida; Malpighiales; Linaceae.
CCGCAAUCACCGAAUGCAACUAACCAAUUUCUCCGUGAUUUAAUGGGCUCUGGGCCCAUCAUCGUGUUAUCAAGGCCGUAGGCCUCUUAACAUUUUUGUAAGCCGAACGAACAGCAGCAAGAGGAAAGAGGAGCAGCGCGCCGAUAUGGGGGCAUACAAGUACGUGUCGGAGCUAUGGAGGAAGAAGCAGUCGGAUGUGAUGAGGUUUCUACAGAGGGUGAGGUGCUGGGAGUAUCGCCAGCAUCCUUCGAUCGUCCGAGUUACUCACCCAACUCGCCCUGACAAGGCUCGUCGCUUGGGUUACAAGGCCAAGCAGGGCUACGUCGUUUACCGAGUGCGUGUGAGGCGUGGUGGAAGGAAGAGGCCAGUUCCUAAGGGUAUUGUGUAUGGGAAGCCCACAAACCAGGGUGUGACUCAGCUCAAGUUCCAGCGUAGCAAGCGAUCGGUUGCAGAGGAACGUGCUGGGAGGAAGCUUGGUGGACUCAAGGUUCUCAAUUCCUACUGGAUCAACGAGGACUCGACAUACAAGUACUUUGAAGUUAUCCUGGUUGAUGCUGCGCACAAUGCAAUUCGCAACGACCCAAGGAUCAACUGGAUAUGCAACCCAGUCCACAAGCACAGAGAGCUUCGUGGUCUCACUUCUGCAGGAAAGAAGUACAGAGGUCUCAGAGGAAAGGGUCACUUGUACCACAAGAACAAGCCAUCGAGGAGGGCAACCUGGAAGAGGAACAACACACUCUCUCUGCGUCGCUACCGUUGAUCUACUGUUUUCUAGGUUGUUUGUUCUUCGCCGUAGGAUUAUCCCAAGUAUGAAACACUUAAAAGUGCUUUUGGAUUUGUGUGUUCGCUGAAGUAAUUUUACUUUGUUGAGAUCUAUGGUGAAUUUGUUUGCGGUUUCAAUCUAUUUAUACUCGAUAGGCCAGUCGCAUGUCUUUAUCGUUAAUAUUUGGUAUUGGGCAGAUUCCUUCAAUGAUUCAUUCCAUC